Aspergillus nomiae NRRL 13137 is the source of this 1062-nucleotide messenger RNA. RefSeq names its product 14-alpha sterol demethylase Cyp51A. Gene Ontology annotation, biological process: ergosterol biosynthetic process. Gene Ontology annotation, molecular function: heme binding; oxidoreductase activity, acting on paired donors, with incorporation or reduction of molecular oxygen; iron ion binding. The transcript is spliced from 2 exons. NCBI's taxonomy places the organism in Eukaryota, Fungi, Ascomycota, Eurotiomycetes, Eurotiales, Aspergillaceae. The annotation marks the transcript as partial. The record is from RefSeq and is a predicted model, not a curated record.
AUGGUAUCCUUCACUCUCGUCAGCGCCUACGCGGCUGCUGGCGUGCUGGCAAUCAUCAUCCUAAAUGUCUUGCGCCAACUCUUCUUUCGUAAUAAGAGUGACCCACCUCUUGUUUUCCACUGGGUCCCUUUCGUGGGUAGUACCGUUACUUAUGGGAUGGACCCUUAUGCAUUUUUCUUUUCUUGCAGACAAAAGUAUGGUGACAUCUUUACCUUCAUAUUACUGGGUCGAAAGAUCACAGUAUAUCUGGGCAUUCAAGGCAACGAAUUCAUUCUUAAUGGCAAGCUGAAGGAUGUCAAUGCCGAGGAGAUCUAUAGCCCGCUCACCACGCCAGUCUUUGGCUCCGACAUUGUGUAUGAUUGCCCGAAUUCAAAGCUUAUGGAGCAGAAGAAAUUCAUCAAGUUUGGACUCACACAGGCUGCACUGGAGUCGCAUGUACCACUGAUUGAAAAAGAAGUUCUUGAUUAUCUCAAGACAUCGCCCAACUUCAAGGGGACAUCCGGCCGGGUGGAAAUCACGGGUGCCAUGGCUGAAAUCACUAUCUUCACUGCCGGCCGAGCACUGCAAGGCGAGGAGGUUCGCAAAAAGCUCACUGCGGAGUUCGCAGAUUUGUAUCAUGACCUUGAUCGGGGGUUCACUCCUAUCAACUUUAUGCUUCCGUGGGCACCGCUGCCGCGUAACCGGAAGCGGGAUGCAGCCCAUGUGCGCAUGAGAGAGAUCUAUAUGGACAUCAUCAACGAGCGCCGCAAGAACCCGGACCGGGAGACUUCCGACAUGAUCUGGAACCUCAUGCAUUGCACUUACAAGAAUGGACAGCCUGUGCCAGACAAAGAAAUCGCCCAUAUGAUGAUCACUUUACUAAUGGCAGGUCAGCACUCAUCGUCAUCUAUCAGCUCUUGGAUCAUGCUACGACUAGCCUCUGAACCAGCAGUCUUGGAAGAGCUCUAUCAGGAGCAAAUCAUGAAGCUCAGCCCGGAUGGAAGUAGCCUUCCGCCCCUGCAGUACCGCGAUCUGGAUCUUUUGCCCCUUCACCAGAAUCUCAUCAAGGAAACUCUGCGUUUG